UUAGAAUGAAGCUUCAAAUACAGAACAGCUCACAGACUGACCUUCUCAUCAUUUAUUCUUGAAAUUUUAGAGUUCAUUCAGUUUUAUGGUGGGGAGGUUUAUUUAACAAAGUGAAAAAAGAAAAAAACUGUUGAGAGGCCUCUCACCCCACCCGGACCAUUUCCAUUAAAGCAGCUGACUUCUUUGGUGAGCUAGCUGAGGAAAAGCAUGUUCAUAUACAGCCCCUCUGACCCCUCCCAGACCCACUUCCUCUAAAUCAGCUCCCUGCCUCGGAGAUCUGGUGCAGAAAAAAUCCCCACAGCAGCAGCAGAGAGAGCAGAGCAGCUCGAGGACAUUUUCUGCUUGGAGUUGAAGACAACUUACACGAGGAUGGAGGAUUUCGUUGGGGGUUUACUAUCUUUGGCAGGCACCGCGUUACAAUGGAUUUUCAGUGUCAGCUCGGUGGAGACACAGCACAGAGAGCUGAGCACCCUGGCUUUGAGGGAGACUGGACCUCUGUUGAAAGGACUCCAUUCCCUCAACACUCUGUCAGAGAUGCUCCUCAGUAUAAACUCUGACAUCGUUCUUCCUGGAUGUCAGACGUUUGAUGACAUCAGACAAGAGAUCGAGGAAAUGAAGCAGCACCUGGAAGAGUCAGAGCAGAUAGCUGUUAGAGAGCUGCAGCACCUCGAUGAGGAGACUGAGAGUCUGACUGCAGAGCAAAGUCAUUUAGAGAAUCAGAAAAAGAGGAGAGAAGGUGAACUAGAAGACUUGAAACUCCAGCUGGACUCUCACAGGUCUACUUUGAAGAAUUACAAUGAAGAUCUGAGGACUGAGCAAAACAACCUGAGGUCAGCAGAAGCGACUCUACGUAACAUGAGACGGAAAAGAGAUGAAGCAGAGAGAAUGAGAAACGUUGGAAUUGGCUUGAUGUUCAUUCCAGUUGUGGGAUGGAUUCCUGGGGCUGUCAUGGCUAUUGGUGGUCAAAUUGACAUGAACUCCGCCUCUGACCGGGUAGACAGAGCUCGCAGUGAAAUAGAGAGGUGUGAAUCUCAGAUAACAUCCUACUCUAAUCAAGUAUCUCGCUAUGAGGGAUUCGUCUCUCAAGCUCAGAAUGACAUCCAAGUGGCCAACAGGAGGAUUCAUGAAACGCAGCUCAAACUGCAAACCUUGUCUGUGACGAGAGCAUCUGUUGCAGACUUUCAGAGUAAAUCUAGAAGAGCUGUCCAUCAACUGGGGCUGCUGUGUGGAGUGGGGAGUGUGGCCGAGCUGCAGACCCGCCGUCUGAUCCUGCUGGAGCCUGUGAUGAACGUGAUGGAGGAAAUGAUGGAAGCUCUGGGACGUAUAACUGGGAAUGACCUGCUCUAUUCUGAAAACAUGCAAAGCAUAAUGUGGGACAUGAGAAACAACCAAAGGAUGCUAAAGAAUAAAAUAGCUCUGUGCAUAGAUAAUUCAGAUGAAGAUUAUUACUGAAAUAACCAGACAAGAUAUUUUUGGAACAAAUUCUGCUGAUUUGGUGGAUGAUGUUGGUCCACGCAGUAUUACAGAUGCUGAACUGCAUGAAAGAAUGAGUUAAAAUAACGAGUGUGUGAAAAUCUGCUGUAACCUACAGGAACAUAUUGACCUGUGUCAUAACCAACCAGGUUUCCAUUACUGAAUAUUGAAGAGAACUUUUGUUACCCCUCUUUUACUCCAUUAUACAAAUAACGUUUUAUAAUAUAAAUACACACAUGCUUUUUUAAAUUGUAUUUUUAUAUCUGUCUCUGACAAAUAAAGUGUAUCCCAGAUAAA
Messenger RNA from Oryzias melastigma (Indian medaka), 1770 nucleotides. RefSeq lists its product as uncharacterized. The record is from RefSeq and is a predicted model, not a curated record. Lineage: Eukaryota; Metazoa; Chordata; Actinopteri; Beloniformes; Adrianichthyidae. The coding region runs from base 370 to 1452 and encodes 360 amino acids. The transcript is spliced from 4 exons.